AUCUCUCGGGAUCGAGUCACUCAUAUUCGAUCUACCGCAAUCGUCGCUGUCCGCAGCCAUUAUACAUACGUGUCUUUCUGGUCAACGAGGAGGUUUUUUCUCGUCCCUAACACGACUCGUCCCGCCUCGUUGCACCGGCCGCUGCUUCUAAAGUUUCCUUCUCGACUCCCCUCGUCCCCUCGUUCCGCGUCGCGGGAUCAUGCUGUUCUUUUCGUACUUCAAGGAGCUGAUCGGCAAGGAGGUGACGGUGGAGCUGAAGAACGACCUGGCCAUCAGCGGCACGCUGCACUCCGUGGACCAGUACCUCAACAUCAAGCUGCACAACUCGCGCGUGGUCAAUGAUGCGAAAUACCCGCAUAUGCUCUCAGUAAAGAACUGUUUCAUCCGAGGGUCGGUGGUGCGCUAUGUGCUGCUGCCACCAGACGGUGUAGAUGUGGACAUUCUACACGACGCCACGCGCCGGGAGGCACGUGGCGCCACAUGAUUGGUCCGUGCGCUGUAGCACAGGCAGCAUGUGCAGUCCAGAUGUAGGCGGUGCCGCGGUGGGCAUAGAAGGUGUGGGAAUCGGGUGAUGUGGUAGUUUUGGGGAUGGGGAAUAUGGGGUCUGGCCUGGGGAUAGUGGAUGACAAAAGUAGAGGUUUCGGGUUGAUAGGGCUGAGAAUGGGGAUUGCCUUUUGUGGGGGGUGGGUGAGGGGUCUUUUUCUAGUACAGUGCGCCCUCUUCUUUUUUACAAUGGAGGGCGUGCUUUGCUUUGAGUAGAGCCUGAAGGGUUUUCCUCAGUUGGCAUCGGUUACUCUGCGAACUCAGUGAAGGUCAUGCAUGGGCUUACCGGUAUGCGGUACUUGCGCUUUUCAGCUUAUGUAUGCCUGAGAACGAUUACCCAUACCGGACACCUUGCAUUGUGUAUCCCUCCCUAAUCCUAAACCCUAAUGCCUGCUGGACCUUCUGCUGCUGGUGUAUCUGAUGCUGGUGGUGGUGCUGGCGCUGCUGGUGAUAGCAUUGACGUGAAGCGAACCGACACCGGGUUCCUGGCGAUAGCAACAGAAGCGGAGAAUUACGGAGAGAAAGCCUCGGAAACUCCAGAAAAGAUCAAGGAAUUAUUGAAGGAGUUCCAAGACAUUCUUCCGGACGACCUUCCGAAUGAGCUACCGCCAUACCGGACGCAUCAACAUGAGAUCGUAGAGGAACCGGGUUCGAAGUCGACCUUCCGAGCACCAUAUCGACUAAGUCCUACGGAGCUGACCGACAUGAAAAAACAGAUCAAGUAUCUCCUAGCCAAAGGACUCAUCCGACCAUCCACUUUACCGUACGGUGCCCCAGUACUCUUCACACUGAAAACGGACGGAAGCCUGCGCAUGUGCAUCGACUACCGAGCUCUUAACAAGCAGACCAUCAAGAAUAAAUAUCCAAUACCGGGAAUCGAUGACCUGCUUGACCAGCUUCGGGGAGCUACGGUAUUUUCCAAACUGGAUCUGCGGUCCGGAUACUGGCAGAUACGGAUGGCGGACAACUCUAUCCACAAAACUGCUUUCCGAACUCGGUAUGGAUCGUACGAGUAUUUGGCAAUGCCGUUCGGACUUACCAACGCACCGGCAACGUUCCAAGCCGAAAUGAACCACAUUCUACGACCACUUUUGGACGAGUGCGCGGUGGUGUACCUGGACGACAUACUCAUCUACUCGCGUGACAUGAAGCAGCACGUCGAAGACCUGCGACGCGUCUUCAAAAUUCUUCGACGAGAACGAUUCUACGUCAAACUGUCCCAGAGCGAAUUCGCCCUUGAGAAGGUCCAGUUCCUAUGACACAUGGUGAGCGCUCAAGG
Messenger RNA from Closterium sp. NIES-67, 1822 nucleotides. Lineage: Eukaryota; Viridiplantae; Streptophyta; Zygnematophyceae; Desmidiales; Closteriaceae. The record is from the annotation of a GenBank genome assembly.